Planococcus citri (citrus mealybug) is the source of this 2786-nucleotide messenger RNA. RefSeq lists its product as uncharacterized. Bases 139 to 2604 code for a protein of 821 amino acids. NCBI's taxonomy places the organism in Eukaryota, Metazoa, Arthropoda, Insecta, Hemiptera, Pseudococcidae. Gene Ontology annotation, biological process: regulation of gene expression. Gene Ontology annotation, molecular function: RNA binding. Gene Ontology annotation, cellular component: nucleoplasm; chromatin. The record is from RefSeq and is a predicted model, not a curated record. The transcript is spliced from 7 exons.
AACAAGUGUGAAUUACGUGAAUGUGUUUUGCAAAUGUCACUAGUUAUCGCUUUUCGUUGUUUUUGUAACGCCAAAUCUGUUUAAAAAUCAUAUAAACGUUAACAUCAUCGAUAGAAAAUUACUCAAAUACGGACGAUAAUGUCGUAUAAUUCAAGAAGAAAUACGAUCUUUGUUUAUAAUCUGGACGUGAACGUAAGUGAGGCCGACUUCCUAUCGUACUUUCGAAAAAGGUAUUAUGGUAGCGUAAAAAGUGGAGAAAUUGUUCAGUAUUCUAAGAAGGGUAAAUUGUUUCGUUACGGUAUCAUCAAUUUCGUUGAUUCUGCGAGUGCAAAAAAGGCAGUAAGAGAUAAGAAUUAUUUAAACGGAGAAAAAAUCGUCUGUAAAUACGCCUCAAUCGAAUGGAAGGAUCAAAAUGCACACCAAAAAAGUGAAGUACCACCACACUUGAGGACAAUAUAUGUUAAUAGCCUGAAUAUCAACGUUACUAGUCACCAUCUGAUAGAUUAUUUUCAAAGAUUUGGUCCGAUCGUGAAUGCACGUAUCGUGCAAGGUGAAGAUGACAUAUCGGUAGGUUACGGUUUCGUCGAGUUUUAUUGUACUUCAUCAGUCAAAGAAGUGCAGGAAAAAAGACCGCAUAGAAUCCACAAUCAGUACAUUCAAACCGUUCGAAAUUAUCCUAAAGACGUUCCAACGCAUCUGAAGAAACCCUCUACCAUUCUAUACGUUUACAAUUACGAUCAAAACACGAAUGAGAAACAUAUCGAAAAAUAUUUCAGUCAAUUUGGAUGCAUCACUUUGGUAUCUCGUAAAGAAACACGACCGGAUAAUAUAAAAUUCAUGGAAUUGCAGUUCGACGAUUACGACGCCGUUGAUAAAAUAUGCUUGAUGGAUAAUCAUAAAAUAAAUAACUGCCAUACCAUUAAGGUAUCAAAAUAUCUCGGCGAUUCCAUUGAAAAAUUGGUAAAGGCCAUGGCCAACACUGAAACCGGAACCGAAACGCAGAAAAUUACGGAACCCGCUGCAGAGUUCAAUUCCAAUACGAAUCAGCUAGAAUCGACUGAGAACCAGUCUAGCUCCAAGUCUACACCUCAUCGCACGGAGCGGAACUCGUUAUCUAGGAGUUCAGCUAAUCAUUCACGUUCCAGUCGUCGACAUAGAUCCAGGACCAAAAAGUAUAAAACAAAAAAACUGACCAACACCAAAACCGAAACUAAAACGCAGAAAAUUACGAAACCAGCAGCAGAGUUAAAAUCCAAUAGGAAUCAGCUGAAAUCGACUGAGAACCAGUCUAGCUCUAAGUGUACACGUUACACGAGGUGGGACUCGAUGUUUCGGAGUUCAAAUAAUGGCUCAUCUUCCAGUCGACGUGGAUCCAGGACCGAAACGUAUAAAACAGAAAAACAGACCAACACCAAAACCGGAACUGAAACGCAGAAAAUUACGAAAUCAGCUGAAGAUUUCAACUCCUCGAUGAAUCAGCUAAAAUCGACUGAGAACCAGCCUAGCUCCGAGUCUACACCUCAUUCCACGGAGAGGAAUUCAUUAUCUAGAAGUCCAGCUAAUGACUCACCUUCCAGUCGACAUGGAUCCAGGACUGAAACGUAUAAAACAGAAAAACAGACCAACAUCGAAACCGGAACUGAAACGCAGAAAAUUACAAAACCAGAUGCAGAUUUCAACACUUCUACGAAUCAGCUAAAAUCGACUGAGACCUACUCUAGCUGCAAUUCUACACCUCGUUGCACGGAGUGGGACUCAUUGUCUUUGAAUUCAGAUAAUGACUCACCUUCCAGCCGACCUGGAUCCAGGAGUGAAACGCCUUUAUUGUGUUCAGAUAAUGACUCACUUUGCAGCCGACGUGGAUCCAGGAGUGAAGCAUCUUUAUUGUGUUCAGAUAAUGACUCUGCACCUUCCAGUCGACGUGGAUCCAGGAGCGAAACAUCUUUAUUGUUUUCGGAUAAUGACUCACCUUCCAGUCGACGUGCAUCUACGACUGAAACGUAUAAUACAAAAAAACUGACCUUUACCAAGACCGGAACUGAAACGUGGACAAUUACAAAAUCAGCUACAGAUUUCGAACUCAAUACGAAUCAGCUAAAAUCGACUGAGAACCAGUCUAGCUCCAAGUGUACACAUUUCACGAGGUGGGACUCGUUGUUUCGGAGCUCAAAUAAUGGCUCAUCUUCCAGUCGACGUGGAUCCAUGACUGAAACGUAUAAUACCAACAAUGAGUGUGAACUUGAGUACAAAGGUGGAUACAGUGAAGAGGACAUGGUAACGAAACGUCUCGUAUAUAGUACAGGAGAAUCGCUCAACAUCAAAAAUGGAACUGAAAAGCAGAAUACCACGAAAUCAGAUCCAAAUUCCAAAUCCGAUACCGUAGCAACCUUCACCUUCGGAGAAAAGUCAUCGGCGUUGAUUCAAUCAUUUCAAUCAAUUGCUUCAAAGAAGAGAAAGAGAUCAACCUCGAGUGAUAGUAGAAAUCCCAAAUCUUCUAAAACAGCAACUCAGCUCACUGCAAUAAACUUUCCUUCGCAGGAUUGUACCCAUCAGACUAACUCUUGGCGCGAAUGCAAAACUGAAACGUCCAGUGAUGAGGGGUAACCUCAUUGGUAAAGUUUUCAUAAUUGAUAGGCUAGACAUAAAAAUGUAUGUGUACAUAUUACUGUGGGGUUUGUUACAUUAGGAAUUGAGAAUUGUUUUACAUAAUUUUAGAUUCUUAUGUAAUCAUUCUUACAAAGUUACAUCCUAUGUUUGUUCAUUGAAUAAAAUAAUUUGGAAUGAGA